AUAUUCAGCUUUCAUCCCUGCUCCUGUAAUUUCCCUACCAUCCUUAACCUUCACCUCCAGGGAUGGAUGGACUGAACUAGAUAAAAAUGGGAAAUCUGAGUGUUUGCUUUUGACACAUCGUCAUUAUAUUUGUUUAUUUACAUGCCAUCUGUGUGUUUAUUGUGGUUUUUGUCUCCUUCUUGUAGCAUCCUCUGAGCACGAUGCACUGCAACGCCGGAGAGCCAACAGGAUCAAACCGGGAAGAGCCGGUGCUGCCGCCCAAUCAACGCAAAGUGGGCGGAAUGGUCACAGCAGACACAUUCCUCUUUACGCACAGCAGCCCAGCCUCCCUCAUUUGUCAUGUUAACAACAUACAAACCAGCACAGUUUGAUUUGAAAAUGAGAAUAGACUGCUUUAACCUCGCUUAGAUCACAUGCAGCUAUCACUGCCCCUCACAUCACAGCAAAACCAAACCCUGCUCACUUGACCCAGAUGUGGCUCCAGGGCUGUUCAGGCAUUAGUGUGCAUUUAUGGGGUAAAUGUGGAGAUGGAGUGAAAGCAAGACAACAAAAGCAAGCUAAUCUAAUUAUAAGAAGCCUAUCAAUGUUUGGAUAGACUCAGCACACGGCAUUCAGCUGCAGUUGUUCACAUUUUGUCAUCACGAGAUGAACAAACCAUCCAUUGUUUUUGGCCAUGAGGUCAAGCUUGCAAAACAGGCUGGCAAUUUGCAGGGAUGAGACACAUGAGAAGGCCAAUAUCAGUGUUAACACAUACAGAAUGAGUAGUGCUGUGAAUGGAGGCUGUUUUAAUUUGGCCCGUCUUAGUUCCCAAUACUUAAGGAUGUUUAAUUAAAUUGAUGCAAAACAUAGUUAGGUGCACAUUCAAUAAAAGAUGUGUCAGGAUUGUUGAACUAAAGCAACACGUUGUCUUAGGCUGGAGAGUCCUCUAGUGGUGGACUAACAGAUUACAACAACUGGCCCAGAGGAGGGUUACCAAUACCAGCCUCCUGCUUUUAGUUUCCGUUUGUUAAAAUGAAAUCAUGUGGAAGGUGAAGGCCAAGGUGGUCCCAGUGAUAUUAAGUCAAUUCAGUUUCAUUUACAAGGCACCAGUUCACAACAUCUGUCAUCUAAUAUCACUUAGUAAAUGGUCUGAACUUAUAUAUCGCCUUUCUAGUUUAUUGAUACUCAAAGUGUCACACAUACAUUCACACACCAAUGGUGACAGAACCUCCACGCAAGGUGCCUUCUUGCCAUCAGGAGCAACUUAAACUUCAGUGUUUUGCCCAAGGACACUUCAGGGCAAGACACAGAAGGAAUCAGUUGUCCAACCUUGCGAUCAGUGGACAACCCGCUCUAGUAUGAGAGUAAAAGACCUGACAGAUUUAGAACAGAAUCCCAACAAUCCAAAGAUAUUAAAGCAUUAAUGACCCCUGUAACCCAGUCAGUCUCCGUCCGUCCGCCCGUCCGUCCGCCCGUCCAUCCAUCCAUCCAUCCAUCCAUCCAUCCAUCCAUCCAUCCAUCCAUCCAUCCAUCCAUCUAUCUACUCUGAAGGGAAAAUACUCUCUUUCCUCUUAUUGAGGUAUUUCCUUGUAGCUGUUAGUGGAAGACAUCCCAGAAUAUCUUUCAGUGACCUUAAAUCAAGUUGUAGAACUUACAGGUCACUCCAGAUUAUCCUACAGGUCAUCACCUUUGACCCUAUUUCCUCCUAAUGUGAGGCUGUCAGCAUGUUUACUCCUUCCCUGUCUUUAAUAUGACCCCGAGAAAAGCUGAACCUGUUGGUUAUGACUAGAUAUUGUCUUGUUGGCGUUCUUGAAUAGGCAAGUUGUCUCCAUAUUGGACCGUAAUCUAAAUAUGGCAUUCCUCCCAACUCUUUAUAGACCCAAGGUUGAAGAGAAUCCUCAGAAUCGGUGCCGGCAACGCUCACAUGAAUAUGCUGCUUUGUCGUAUCACUUCUCCUGACGUCAGUAAACCUUAUUCUCAACAGAAGCCAUCUGAGUGUCUCUGAGUCUGCCUCAUUUGUCUCUCGACAUCGCAGAAUUCCCUAACACCUACCUAAACACAGAUAGACUGUACUGUUGCCUCACCAGCUUCCGCUUCCAGUAAGUAUUCCACUAACCGUUGCAAGGAACCCCACCAUCCAGACGAGUGCAGCACUGAGUUGUUUAUGGGCCCUCAUACUGGAGAGUCAUGUGACCAGGCUCACAGACAAAAAACACACGUUUUGUGUCAAAUCUUGGCUGUUAAAAGCUAGGGAUAGGGAUAUAUUUCUGACAUUCUUGUAAUAAUAGUAUAUAUUUUAACAUACUGAUCAAAAGCAUACUUGGUCUUAACCAGAGUAUUUACAGGAAUCCUACAGAUCCCUCUAGACGGAAAGACAUUUAAAACUGUUUUUGUGUCUGAUAUAAUAUGUCAGAAAAAAAGUUCAGGUUCCAUUUUCAAUUCAUAAAAUGACGCCUAAUUAUACAAAUUCAGCCAAAAUAUACUCAAUAUGCAAAUUUGUGCAUUCUCAAAGUUUGACUUUUGAAUAGAAAACACCUCGUAAUUUAGUGAAAACUCCAUUGUCUGUGCACCAGAGGUUUCAGGUUUUCACAUCACAGUUGCAUAAGCCUGCUGCACACCAAACUCGAUUUUAGACUGGUUGUGAUGCCACAAAACGAUGCUUGCAAGUCCAGAACAAAGAUUUCAGUAGAAUUAUGCAUGUACAUUCAGGUACACAGGUGACAACAGCAAGCAAAACAUGUUGUAAAUUGGAUGAAGACUUUAAUGUAAAUCUAAUUAUAGGAGUAUUUUACAAUAUAAAGCCUGGAUAUUUCCUGUAAAUAGGAAGUUUGUGCCCGAAACUGUGCUGCAUGUAAUCUGUAGUGAAGCUGCUCCUCUCAGCAAUGUGAAAACAAUCAAUUUAAUUCACAGCUCAAACAACACCAUUCAACAAGAACUACUUUACAUCAGACAUGUAUGUUCCCACAUUCUGACCUGCUGUACGAAUAAUUGAAUCUUCUCUGGAUGCAUGCAAAUGACAAGCUUUAUUGUGGGAUUAUGGAGUUAGCUGGUUGCUAAAGCCUCUGCAGAGAGCUACGGAGCUAAAUGUUCCAGGGACUUACACAUGCCAAGCAGAAUGUGUGGAAACCCCCUGUCUCUGCACAGAUCCAGAUUUUGUCACUGUCAUGCAUUUUUUUUCCUGUUGCAUACAUAUAUCUGAUAGAACUGAGCUACUUUAUGUUAGCUUACAUGGUACCCAUGAGGAAACUAUGAUGCUCGGUUCACAUAAGAUGUCCUUGUUGGAUGCAUGGCUAAGUCUUAGAAUUUAGUGGAACAUAUAUGUACUGCGUAUUUGACAGUGGAUGUCUUUGUUGACAACAUUGAAAAACACGUACAUCACUCAAAAUGUGCAUUUAUAUCCAAUAUUUACAUGCAACAAGUAUGCACAGACGUCCUGCAGCAAAGGAAUUCUCAGAUUAUACCCUUAAAUAUGCAUUUCAGGUUAAGAUUAUGCAUUUAUGAGGUCAAACUAAUCAUAUGAAGGUGGAAAAUAUUCAGCUGGAACAAGGCGCCCUGACUGAUGUCCUCUCCAGGUGGGUGCGCUGUGCCUUCACAACAGGCCUAUGCUCAUAUUUAAUCAACAAAUUAGAGGAAUAUUUCAACUAUAUCAGCUAAGACAAACCAGGAAGCUGCAGAUUUGUUGCAGAAUGGUGUAAUAUAUACAGCAGAUGCCACUAUCUUGCAUUGUGAAGCAUCAGAAUUUCGUGUUUUUGGUAUCUGGAUGCAACACAAACAGCUUCUCUGUAUUUUAUGAAACAUUAAAAGUCAGGGAUAGGCCAUAAUAUCAAUAAUGCUGAUUUUGGUCCGUCUAAUAUUUUAACAAAUUUAAAAAAACACGCCUCAGACUGCUGGUGAUUAAUGUCACAGCUGAUUAUUUUAGUCAUAAUUAUGGCAGGCGUGUCCUAGUGGAUCUCAUUAAUAUUGAAAUUGGGAACUAGUUAAAUGGAUGUGAUUUCAUUUUUCUUUUUUUCCCCCUUCCCUUCUCCCCCUUCCCUAUUGUGGUGCAUGAAUUCAUCUUCAACGUGCUCCGGCUGGCGUUGGAAGUAGUUCCGGUGGUUUAGCAGCCGAGCGGAGCACACAGACCCGGGAUCUUCAUGUUGCCGGAGCGCAAACGCGAAUAGCGGGUCGAGCUCCUGCCGUCAUGCCGGCCGAGUGACCACAGCGGCGGUCAGCUGGACGCCUGCAGCCGCUCCGAGCACCGCAGCCCCCGAGUGACAGCGCCGGAGCCACCGCGGGGAGCUUUUGUCUUCGAGGGGGGAAUUUUCAAGUGCAGAAUCGGCGUCUGGAGCUUCUGAGUACGAAAAAAAAGGAGAGAGAGACUGAGCCGGUUCGUAUUCAACAUAUCCAACCUACACCACGCGGCGGCCAUUGCAGUGGCUAAAUGAAGAACUGGUGAACAUGCACGAGGGAAGGACUCUACCUUUCACUUCGGUGACUUCCCCAGAUGCUUUGGCCCAAAGAAAGAUGGAAAGGAAUGGGAAGAGCUUGAGCCAAGACUGCUGCACAGAACCCAUCCAGUGAGCCAACAGGAGGUCCUCCAUACGCCACGUCUCCGAGCCUCGCACCUUUUCCCCCCUUUCGACCCCUCGACCGACUCGCGCCAUGACCUCUGAGCUGGAGAGCAGCCUCACCUCCAUGGACUGGCUUCCCCAGCUCAGCAUGAGGGCGGCCAUCCAGAAGGCGGACGCGGGCCACCACCACGGACACCACCACGGACACCACCACCACCACCACCACACGCACCACCACGGCCACGGGCCUGGCAAGAAGGUCGUGCAUUUGGACCCGGGAACGACGCUGGACCAAGAGGAGGCGGCGCAGCACAGAGACGGGAAACCUCCCUACAGCUACGCCAGCCUCAUCACCUUCGCCAUCAACGGCUCGCCGCGCAAACGGAUGACGCUCAGCGAGAUCUAUCAGUGGAUCUGCGACAACUUCCCCUACUACAGAGAGGCGGGCAGCGGCUGGAAGAAUUCUAUACGACACAACCUGUCCUUGAACAAGUGUUUUCUCAAAGUGCCUCGCUCCAAAGACGACCCUGGAAAAGGUUCCUACUGGGCCAUAGACACCAACCCUAAAGAAGACACCGUCCCCAGCAGGCCAAAGAAGCGACCACGCUCUGGAGAACGGGCAUCGACUCCUUACAGUCUGGAGUCGGAGUCUCUGAGGAUGGACUGCAUCAUGUCAGGAGGAGCGUCUCCCACUCUGGCUAUCAACACUGUGACCAACAAGGUAGCGCUGUACAACCCCGAGGCAGAAGGCAGCGAGAGUCCUGGAAGUUUGGGCGGCAGUCUGAGCAACAGCCUCUCCGAGCAGAGUUUGGCGUCCGUCACCCUGAACAACCUGAACACGGCCGUCAGCAGCGGCAGCAACGUCCACAGCUACACUCCGGUGAGCAGCCACUCGGAGCCUUCGUCCCAGUCCCUGAGCCUCCAGCAGCCCUCCCAGCCGCCGCCGCCGCCUCCUCCGCCCCCCCAGCCUCAGUACGGUCUGCCCGUCCCGGAGUCGAGGGACAAGCAGCUCUGCUUCUCGGACUUCGAGGACCUCAGCGCUUCUUUCCGCAGCCUUUACAAAUGCGUCUUUGAGCAGUCCUUCUCACAGCAAGCUGGUCUGAUGAGCAUCCCCGGUGACUCCAGCCAGCAGGCCCGGACCGCCUGCUCCUACCAGCACUCUCCCGGCGCUGGAAGCGGCGGCGGCCACCACCACCAACACAACCACAGCCAGACGUCCCACCACCCCCACCACCCUCACCUCUCCCCACACCCGACUCACGGUCAGCACCAACAGCACUCCGGUCACUCCCAGCAGCACCCGUCGCUCUCCCACCAGAGCCACACAGUACAGACCUGCCCCACUACAGGUAUGUCAUCAGACUGGUAUCCCAACCUGGACUGGCUGAAGGAAAGCUGCCGCGUCGCCACCAGCUACAACUGGGCCGACGUGGACCUCUCCCCGUUUCAGGGUCUGAAGGAGAGCAUGCGGCAGGCCGAGCUCAACAACUGGUCUCUGGACGCCGCCCAGAUGGCCGACCUGUGCUCCUCCAUCAACCAGUUCUUCACGGCCACCGGGGUGAUCCCCCCUCAGGGCGCCGCCCACCCUCAACCUCAGGUCCAACACCCGACUCCACCGGGAGCAGCGCAGCACCCGACUCAGCCACACGGAGCCCUGCACCCGAAGCCCAGCCAUCACAGUCAGCACGGCCAACACAGCCAACACAUCAGUACGGGGAACAUGUACAUGGACUCCAGACAGAAUAUUCCUUCUCUGAUGGGCCCUCCAGGAUAUCCACACAUGCCUCCCAUGAGCAGCACGACUCCCGCCAUGACAGGUGACUCCUCCAUCGCUCUCUUAACAGGUCAUCACAGCCAGCUGAGCCAGCAACACUCGCUGCCUCCGGGACACUUUCAGGUGAGACGGAUGCUCGCUGCCGACGACAUCCAGGACGACUUCGACUGGGACUCCAUCGUCUAAACCGAGUCGGACAGGAAGGAGGGACCUGAAAUGUAAGGGGGAGACGCUGAGGCCAUGUGUGAUGUUAGUGAGGUAUGGAACUGACCGACCUUCCACCCGUGUGAAGAAACAGACGACAAUCCAACAAAAACACAAACGGAAAGUGAUUUUUCUAGUCAUGCUGGCCUUUUGUUUCCUGAAAUGAGCGAUGAGUCUAAAGACAAUCAUUUAAAAACAAACAGAGACGGGACAGACUGUGUUGGACGGGGAUGUAUCGUCCAAGCGGCAGAAAAAAGGACAUCUGAAGCUCUCCGUACCGUCUCAUGUCGUGUCCCCCCCAGUGCCAACAGGGUUACAAGUCGCCAAAGUGUCGUCAAAUCGUCCGUGAAUCGUUUUGUUUUCUGAUUCUGUUCCCUGCUACAACUUGUGUCCCACGUCCGCCUGUGACUGAAACGAACAGAAACAAACUUGUCUUCUCCAAAACUCUCUGCAGAACAAUCACAUUCUCUUAGUUUUCCACUGAGCAUGUCCAAACAUUUCAUCCUUUCUUUCUUGUGUUUUUCCACUCUGUUGCUGGGCAUCUGAAAGAGGGAAGGAAGGUGCAUCAGGCUGGAUCAGUGAUGGAUGCAGCACCACCUGCUGGUUAAAACAAGCACCGGUUUGCUUUGUUUGCUUCAAAAAAAAAGAUCUAUGCACCACAAUCUGUUCUUUCCUGGUACUUUUUCGGCCGAUUUUAAGCUCUUUUCAGUCUGUUUUGUCCCUAAAAUGCGGUGUGUGUGUGCAGCGGUCCGUGGUGCCAUGUUCUCAGGGUGUAAUAUUCACAUUUCCAUCUCUGUUUGUGAGGUUAACUGCGUGUCGUACGGUACCGUCAGUGUUCCUGUUGGCUAACAGCAAGCAUCCCCGCGACUGUCGUCAAAAGAUUUUUUUUUUAAAUCUUCAUUUUUUUCAGCUGUAUAAGCUAACAAAAUACUGUGGAAUAAGCUUUUCAGUAGCUCAAAUAACAGCCACUAAUUAAAAUGUACACGAGACGCUGGCUAGACUCGGACUACAUCCACAUUAAUGCUUAGUUUUCUGAGAUAUAAUUCAGUUUUUUUUUUUCUGUAAUUUUGGGAAAAGUGCAUAUCGUUAAUGAGCGGGCAGAGAGAGCCUCAUUUAGGAGAAGACGAGCAUUUUUUUGCACAACACCGAGCUUGAUAGCAUCCAGUGAACGGGGAGAAGCAAAAGAAAAGCUUUUUUUUUUAAAAAUUUAUUUGUUUCAAAAGACAUUCAAAGAAGAAAAAAAACAACAGAUCAACAAGGGAGCAAAGACUAAACGAAAUGCUCAGCUUUGUUUUUUCACUGUGAUGUUAAUUUUGUCUGUGUGUACAAGUGUGUAUAGUCCUCUCUGAUUUCCUUUAGCGUACAGCUUCAUACGGCUCAAAAAAAACACAGAAGAAACUGAUGAAUUUCUUCGUUUUAACGCUUUAAGAUCCCACAUUUCUCACAUUGGCGUAUGGGAGCUUAAAGCUUUAAGGUUGAUUGUUCAGGUUGUCGAAACAAGGUCUCAUAGUCGGUAAAAAAAGAAAGAAAAAUACUCUUUAUUAUUACCAUUUAAUGCUGUAUUACAGUGACCAGCAUAUAUAUCUUCUAUGUUUGUGUGUUGUUGUCCUUGUAAAUAACAGUAUGUUAUCCUCUGUUUGCCCUUGAAAAACACGGACUGAUAAAAAAAAAAAGAAAAAAAGAAGCAGCAAAUGGAGAUGUUUUUUUUUUUUUUUGUUAUUUUGUCCUUCAGGAGAAACACAUUAUGUACAUACCUUCAGUUUAUUGUAAAUAAGUGAUUUAAAAAAACAACAACAACUGGCAUUGGCAUUUUGUGUGUCAUAAAUAAUCUGUGUAUGGCGGUUCAGCGGUUAAAAAAAUCUGUUUCAGUGUUUAUUAAAAAGUCAUGGACCAUUUUUACUGCGCUAA
Messenger RNA from Acanthochromis polyacanthus (spiny chromis), 8415 nucleotides. RefSeq names its product forkhead box protein J3-like. The record is from RefSeq and is a predicted model, not a curated record. The transcript is spliced from 13 exons. NCBI's taxonomy places the organism in Eukaryota, Metazoa, Chordata, Actinopteri, Pomacentridae. Gene Ontology annotation, cellular component: nucleus. Gene Ontology annotation, biological process: regulation of transcription by RNA polymerase II. Bases 4621 to 6489 code for a protein of 622 amino acids. Gene Ontology annotation, molecular function: RNA polymerase II cis-regulatory region sequence-specific DNA binding; DNA-binding transcription factor activity, RNA polymerase II-specific.